AUGGGCCGGCAAGCCUACCUGGACAAGAUCGCUUUCGGACGGUCUGCCUUUGAGCCCACCCAAUCCGCCUCGCAGUCGACCGAAUACGUCCAGCUCGAAUCGUCGCAGUCCGAGAUUCCACGGCGUUACCACGAGGCCACGGCCAACAACUACGUCCAGCUCUACGACGAGCGCGGCAACCCCAUCAACCCCCGCUCCCACCAGUAUGGCAAGAAACUCAGAGGCGCCCAAAACGAUGUGCUCGCGUCUGUCGGCGUCGUCGAGCGCAGACACUCUCCCGCCGACGCCUUUCCAGGGUCCAGCGUAGAGCGUCUCGAGCUGCUCGAAGCCGAGGAUACGGUUGGAAACGCCAUUGCGCUGGCGACUACCCUUACCGAGAACCUUUGCACAUGGUGGAUAGGCUCAAUCAGGGAGAGGAUCCUGACAUUUCGCUAUCCCCAUGCCCUUGCCUUCAGCCACAUCGCAGCCUCGGAGCGUGCCCUCUCUGGCACUUCCAUUGUCUAUGCUGGCUUCUUCUCUCGCGUCUUUGCGACCAUGAACAUCCAAGCCAUCGUGUACAGCACUUUUGUCUAUCAGCCCGUCGAACGUGUGCUGUAUGCGACACGUGCCAGCCCAAAGACCCGCCACUUCUUCCGACGAGCCAAGAAAGCCAUCAAGUCUAGUCUUCGUCUGGGCCUCGAGGUUCUGUGCUACCCCUUCUUUUACCACGCUGCUUUGCAGCGCCUUGGCCUGGUGCCCGCUCGCCCACUAUUGCCAAACUGGACAUGUCUCAUUCCCUUUUCAAGCUCAUCGCCUCUGCUACCAUUUUCUGUGCGAUACAAUGCGUCCAGUUCCAUCACGGACUGUAUUGGAGCAGUGCUGACUUCACCCCUUGUCCUUUUAUGUGCUGAACAUGCCAUUGAACGCUGGAUUUAUGCCUGUGUCUACGAAGCAGUCGAGACAGCCGUCGUCCGCCCUGACAAGCCCGACAUACCCAGCCGAGACGCCAACGGAAAAGACCGUGCUUUGACUGUGCUCGGGUUGCGGCGGGAGUCACCAACCCUUAUUCGCAAUGCCAUUCACAGGCUACUUGCAAUGCUCGGCUGGGCUCUUCCAAGUUCCUCUCCAAACACACAACAGAAGCGGACCAUCGAGCUUGCAACCACGGCUGCUUCAAACAAUGGCCAGACAAUAGAAGUCGGUGGUACUCAAGUGAUCAACGCUACCCCGCUGCAUCUUCCCGUGCUCCAGUCCCAAGAUCAGCCUGUCACAGAGCCGCUCGACGCAGAUGUAAUCACAAUUCCAAUAGAUGCGUUCCAAGAUUUGAUACGAUCCACAACUCCACCGGGAUCACCAACAGAAUCCGAGCAAAACGAGAACGAUCCUCGAAUACGCAUUACUUCAAGGGAAGGUAUCGUAGAGAUGGAAGUCCGCCUACCACCUAGGAUACUUUCCACUCAUACUCGUGUUGCAGAAGCCUCGGGUUCCUCGCGAGAUGAUGCAGCUGUGGAGCCGCGGGACCGAGCACGCUCAAUAGACGGCCAUGUAUACCACCGCGUAUCCCAACUCUCGUGUGAGCCUGCGCAGAUGAUCAGUGCAAUGGUGAGAGCUCAGCUUGUCGGUCUUGCCAUGCUUCCGUUUAGGAUGGUUACUUUGCGAAUGAUUGCUUCACACCAUCUAGUCAGCCAAGGCGAAUACGCGGGGUCGCAUCGCAUUGUGAAUCCACUAGAGCUCCAUGGCGAUAUGAGCUGGCGGAACAUUGGCACCCAGCUCUCACGCGUAGCGCUCUGCGGGGCACUGGAGUUGGCUAUCGAUCUCAGUUUGUGGGGAAUGCAAUAUCAGGCCAUUACAAAGUUUGGACAGAGUGUCUUCGGAUGGGGUACGCUAUAG
This is a messenger RNA of Alternaria postmessia, 1869 nucleotides long. RefSeq lists its product as uncharacterized. The transcript has 3 exons. The record is from RefSeq and is a predicted model, not a curated record. Lineage: Eukaryota; Fungi; Ascomycota; Dothideomycetes; Pleosporales; Pleosporaceae. Bases 1 to 1869 code for a protein of 622 amino acids.